AUGUCCUCCAACAACUCCAUCAACAACGACCGCGCCGACCCUCUAUCGAUGACGACGUGGCUCGAGUCUCUAAGGGCGGCCAAGGCCAGGGGCGACUUCGAGCCCCGAGGCAAAAGUGGACCGCUGAACCUGAACUCCUGCAACCCCGUCAAGACCGACCAGGACCACUUCGCCUCUCUCCAUCAGUGGUGGACCGCCGCCGUGAAGGUCACGGAUCGCCCCGAGCCUCAACUCAGAGGGAUACUGCCGCCCAUGGGCUUCGUCAAUGAUGACCUCCGGACCAUCCCCCACGAGGAGUUUGCCGCCGCCGUGAAGGCCAUGGGCAACCCCAAGCCUCGAGUCAAAAAUGCGCCGCCGGCCAUGGACUGCAACAGCUCCACUACCAACGACGACGGCUGGACCAUCGUCAAGAACAAGCACAGCAAAAAGUUCGUCGCCCGUUCCACUUUUGUCGUGGAGCACCCCGAGAGCGAAGCCGAAGAAGCCCCCGAGCAGUCCACUCCGGGCGGAACUCCUCCUCCUUCGCCUUCGCCCUCGCCAACGGAAGCCGUGGUGGAGCUCGAGUACAACGGAGAAGACGAGUACAGCGGCGACGAAGUCACUUAUGAGCAUGACGACGACGGCGACGGAAUAGACGCCGAGGCUGCGACCUGCGACGAUGUCGCGGACGAGUACUGCUAUGACGGAUUCCGCGCGGACUACGACGCGCUGGUCGUCGAGGAGAACAAGAUGAUGGACCAGGUCGUCUACGACUUUGUCAACAGGAACAAAUACCCCCAUUAUCUCCGCCACAAGCAGGAGUUCAAGAGGAGGGGACAGCGGAAGAGGACGGUCGAACGAAGGCAUCAGCGAAGCGACAAGAAGGCCUUGAACUAG
Colletotrichum karsti is the source of this 876-nucleotide messenger RNA. RefSeq lists its product as uncharacterized. The coding region runs from base 1 to 876 and encodes 291 amino acids. Lineage: Eukaryota; Fungi; Ascomycota; Sordariomycetes; Glomerellales; Glomerellaceae. The record is from RefSeq and is a predicted model, not a curated record. The transcript has a single exon.